UGUGCGCGAGCGUGUGUGUGUGUGAUCGCUGGGUGGAGCAGCAGUGUUCGGCAGGUCUCUCGUCUCCUCUCUCGGUUGAGCGGCUCAUUGCGGCGGCUGGAGAUCCAUCGAGCGGCUGUCGUGCAGAAUGUCGUUCCGGCGUCCGUGUGCGUAAAGAGCAGGUGGAGGAGGAGGAGGAUGAUGGAGGAAUCCGACAGCCUCCCCUGUCCCGCGGAGGACGGGCUCCUGUCGAGCUGGAGAUGGAACAGAACCGCCAGGGAUCAGGUCCAGAUCAAGCAGAAGAUCAGAGAUCUGCCCGGAUUAUUAAAACACGGACUGAACCUGCGCAAAAAGAGCCAGUCACCUGACACCAUCCCGGGACCCAGCACCGGCGUCACACCCAAACCCAAGACGUGUUCACAGAGUUUUCCCUGCGCUGGACGAGCUCUGAGAAAUGUGUUUCUGUCUCAUGGACCGUAUCCAGCGAAAGACAAGAUCCACCUCGCUCGGAUCAUCAGGAGGAGUUAUGUUGGCGUGGAGCUGGUCCAGUGGCUCCUGGAGCAGUGUGUGUCGGUUCAGUGCCGGUUAAUGGCGUCCCGUGUCUGGCAGGUGCUUCUGGAGCUGGGGAUUCUGCACUCGGUGGACCAGCGGCUGGUCUUUGAAGACUCAAACACGUACUAUCAGUUCUCGUUUGAGGAGUGUGACGCUCAGGGCUGUGAGUUUCGCAACGAGGAGGAAUGGCAGAACGGGGUCCGUCUUCUUCUGCAGCUCGUCCCCUACGUCCAGUUCAGGGUCGUCAGUCCACCCGAGGAAGACCCCGACAGAAAGCGUGAUAUCUGCAGUGAGAUCCUCCAGAUGAAGGCUCUGGAGAGACUCACGUCUACGGUGCAGAACGAACUCGCUGCUGCCCUCGCAAGAAAAGCCAAGAAAUCAAUGUCAGAAGACGAAAGCUCAGAGACAUCAGACAUUUCUCCACAAGAAGCCCCGAAACCCACUGAAGACAAAAGCAAGCAGCCGGGCGUCUGCUCUCUCCGAGCUCCAGAUGACUUCUCCCGGCUGGAGAUGGUCCAGCGGCUGGCCAAAGACGGGUAUCGCUUCCUUCAGAACCAGAACUACCGGCUCCCGGACCGCUCCGCACAGGCGCAGGGGGAAAGCGUGGUGCGUGUGUGUCUGAAGGAGAGGGGUCAGGACGUGCUGGUCCUCCAGCGAGUCCCAUCAGAUCCUGCGUCUCCACAGUCGGCCGGAGUCAAAGAUGACGACGGUGAUAAGAGGUACGUGGUGGUGUCCGGGACGCCCCACAAGAUCCUGGAGCACCUGCUGAGUGACCUGCGCCUGGACGAGCACCAGGGGGCGGCGGAGGGCAAAGAGGCGGAAAUGCUUCUGGACGACUUCUUGUUGACGUAUCUGGUCUUCAUGUCCACCAGUGAGCUCUGCCAAGCCCUGCUGGGACACUACUGUACGAAGCGUUCCCGAGGGAAGGAGGAAGGAAAGGAGGCCCUCUUCAGGAAGAGGAAGGUCCUGCACCUGGUGUCCCAGUGGAGCACGCUCUACAAGGACUUCCUGCGAGAGGAGGAGAACGUCAAACUCUUCAUGAAGUCUCUGUAUCGAUACGUGCUGGAGGACGUUUAUGAGUUCCCCACGCUGGAGAAGGACCUGAAGGAGUUCCAGAAACUUCUCCGCCGGAGACAUACGGUGGACGACUAUUCUCCACACCAAAAGAAUAAAGCGCUGUACCCGCAGCUGAGCCUGAAGGAGAUGUGUGUUCCUCUGCGAGGGUCUCCGGUCGAGACUAAAGACGUGAUGUGUCGUGUCUACGUGAGCUGUGACUCGUAUCUCAGUAUGCGUGUGAAGCCUUCAGUCGUGGCUCAGGAGCUUCUGCACAUCGUGUCUCAGCGGAUGGACAGAUCUGAAGACGACAUGAUGCUGACGGUCCAGACGUACAGCGGAGAGCAGCGUGUCCUCCAGCCGCACGACAGUAUUUAUCCGGAGUCUCUGGUGGCGCCGGGCCGACUGAUCGCCUGUCGAAGAGACCUCAGCGAGAUCCUGCCGCCCCUGACUGAGUGUCCUGAGCUGGGACAGAAGCCGGUCAGACUGCUGGGCAUCAACACGUGGGACGUCGCCGUGGCUCUCACCAACUUCGAGUGGAGUCUCUUCAACUCCAUCCAUGAGCAAGAGCUGAUCUUCUACACGUUCAGUCGCCAGGCCAGCACUGGCCACACGGUGGCGCUAGAGUUCCUGCUGCAGCGCUGUAAUGAGGUCCAGCAGUGGGUGAUGUCAGAGGUGCUGCUGUGCCCGUCGCCCGGGAAACGAGUCCAGCUGCUCAAGAAGUUCAUCAAGAUCGCCGCUCACUGUAAAGCGCACAGGAACCUGAACUCCUCGUUUGCCAUCAUCAUGGGUUUGAACACCGCCGCCGUCAGCCGGCUCAACCAGACAUGGGAGAAAGUUCCUGGAAAAUUCAAGAAGCUUUUCUCUGAACUCGAGCUGUUGACGGAUCCAUCCAUGAAUCACAAAGCCUACAGAGACGCUUUCAAGAAAAUGAAGCCGCCCAAAAUCCCCUUCAUGCCUCUGCUGCUGAAAGAUAUCACCUUCAUCCAUGAGGGAAACAAAACAUUUCAUGAUAAUCUGGUGAAUUUUGAGAAGCUGCACAUGAUAGCCGACACCGUCCGACUCAUUCGCCACUGUCAGACGGAUCAGACAGGAAACGAGCUUUCCCCGUGUGACAGUGCCGAGGUGCGCUCGAGCGUCCAUUACCUGCACAUCAUUGACAAUCAGCAGACUCUGUUUGAGCUGUCCCACAGACUGGAGCCGCGAGUCUGAGAGAGAGAGCGCCGCCUGCUGGACGGUCACACACUC
Rhinichthys klamathensis goyatoka is the source of this 2832-nucleotide messenger RNA. It is a transcript of the gene rapgef5a, whose product is annotated as Rap guanine nucleotide exchange factor (GEF) 5a. Gene Ontology annotation, cellular component: plasma membrane. The coding region runs from base 178 to 2796 and encodes 872 amino acids. NCBI's taxonomy places the organism in Eukaryota, Metazoa, Chordata, Actinopteri, Cypriniformes, Leuciscidae. The transcript is spliced from 26 exons. The record is from RefSeq and is a predicted model, not a curated record. Gene Ontology annotation, molecular function: guanyl-nucleotide exchange factor activity. Gene Ontology annotation, biological process: positive regulation of GTPase activity; Ras protein signal transduction.